AUGGCGGUUCGGCCUGGUGAGGAGAACGUUGCGACCCUCUUUGGGGAUGUUCACUAUUUCUAUGGUCCACCCGAGGCGAAUCCACCGCAUCAUCGCUUUGAUAAAGGUUCUUACAUAUACCUAUUCGAAAAUGCGAAUGACCGAAGAGCGCGUGUUGAAAUUGCGAAUCAGCCGGGCACAGAUGACCAGGAUGCCUUCGAUGGGUUUCUAGAUAGGACGCGAGUUCGAUACUCUUACAAGCAACAAUGUCUUGUGAAUCUCUUAGUCGAAGGGGUACCUGGUGCACCUAUAGACCAGAGCCAAUGGCAUUUACCAACCUACGACCCGCGAAAUGAGAAUAAAUACCACUACAAACUUCAUUCACUCGAUAUUUACUUCUGGACUCACACCGAUGCCCUACAGUUCGUCAAUGGUGUACGACGGGUGCUUCCCCCUUCGCAAGUUGAGGUAGCAGAUGAGCCAGGUCCCCCACCUCACCCGUACGGUCAGUCACAAGACACAAAUCCUCUAGUCCAGAAAUUAGAAAAUGUUGCCAUCUCAGACCCGAAGUAUUCAAGUCCCAAACCUAUAGCUCAAAGCAUACCUACGUUCGCGCCUCCUCCAACCUCUGCGACAGACGACAGUAAGACAAGCUCACCUCAAAGCUUCGCGCCGAUGGCGUACAAUCCAGCUGCACCAGCUGCAGCUGAACAGAGAAUACAUCGGGAGAAGACCCCUCCCCCACCUGAGGAUGACGGGGAUAAUCCUCUUGCCGCGGCGGUCGUUCGCGAUUCAGCCCCGCCGUAUACCCCUGGGUAUGGUGCAGCAGCCUUCUCGGCGCCCCCGGGAAGUGUUGGUCUUCCCGGUCCUCCACCACAAGCGCAUUCGGGUCUCGUCAGUCCAGGUCUUGCUAGUCCCGGUAUUGGGAACCCCGGCUUAGUUAGUCCGGGCCUACCAACUCCCGGCAUUACAAGCCCGGUUUUUCCACCAUCGCAAUUUGGACAUUUACAACGUUCUUCGACAGUACCCGUUUCCGGAUUGGCGUCGCCUGGUCUUGUAAGUCCGUAUGGUAGUAAUUUCCCCGGAUCGCCAGGAUUCGCGCCUCCUCCGUCGCAUAAUACGCAACAUCAAUCCACUCCACCUCCUGUUCAAAGCCCUGGGUUGCCCCCACCACCGCCAGGAGGUUAUGCACACUACAGCUAUAGCAAUGCGCCGCAGCAAGGACCAGGAAGCACGGACUACGGUGUCCAUCAACAGCUAUAUCGGCCGACGGAACAGGAACAUGCUGCCAAAUACGGCGUGUAUAAGCCGAAAGUGGAGAGUCAGAGCAGGUUGGGUCAAAACGCGGAACGACUCGAAAAGGGCGUUACGGGGAUGCUUAAGAAAUUUGAGAAAAGAUUUGGUUGAUCAUUUGAUUUAUUUACUCCGGAUGUGCUUACGUAUUUUGGAUGGCGUCGGUCAUUUUUCAAAUCUUUUAGGAUACCAGAUUUACCAAUUCCAUGUUUUUCAAUAUACAAAUUUCAAAUCUGUACGAAUUAUGACGUCAAUGCGAUCAAGGAAUACUACCUUAGUGCUGUCUAGGCAAUGAAAGGAAGUGGCUCAACCCAGCACCAGUUAUCUCAACGGUUAAUCGCUUGUUGGUCCUCAUGUGGCUAUUAGCUUCAGGUAUUUGUAUUUUACUCAUGUGGCUAGGUGUACGAUAAAUGGAAUAUGGGUAUUGCUGACACGCGGACAACAUGCGACAAGUCCACUAAAGCUUACCCCGGCAGCCCGGACAGCCCCGGCUAUCGAAAGGGCUGGGCCGACAAUCCUAGCGAUACAA
Hypoxylon trugodes is the source of this 1801-nucleotide messenger RNA. RefSeq lists its product as uncharacterized. The coding region runs from base 1 to 1386 and encodes 461 amino acids. The transcript has 3 exons. Lineage: Eukaryota; Fungi; Ascomycota; Sordariomycetes; Xylariales; Hypoxylaceae. The record is from RefSeq and is a predicted model, not a curated record.